Cannabis sativa is the source of this 1288-nucleotide messenger RNA. RefSeq names its product peroxisomal 2,4-dienoyl-CoA reductase [(3E)-enoyl-CoA-producing]. NCBI's taxonomy places the organism in Eukaryota, Viridiplantae, Streptophyta, Magnoliopsida, Rosales, Cannabaceae. The coding region runs from base 123 to 1013 and encodes 296 amino acids. Gene Ontology annotation, molecular function: 2,4-dienoyl-CoA reductase (NADPH) activity. The record is from RefSeq and is a predicted model, not a curated record. The transcript is spliced from 5 exons. Gene Ontology annotation, biological process: fatty acid catabolic process.
GGAGAUCGGACAAUGACACAACUACAACAACACAAGCAACAGAGAGAGAGAGAAAGAGAGAGAGACAGAGAGAGAGAGAGAAAGAGAAUCCAUUUUCGAAUCAGAAGAAGGAGAAAGCUACAAUGGAGUCACCAUUCAGAGAUGAUAUAAUGAAAGGUAAGGUGGCUUUGAUUACAGGUGGAGCAUCUGGAAUUGGGUUUGAGAUAUCAACUCAAUUUGGUAAACAUGGAGCUUCCAUUGCCAUCAUGGGACGAAGAAAACAAGUCAUUGACUCUGCUGUCUCAAAUCUCAAAUCACUUGGGAUUUUGGCUGUUGGUUUUCAAGGGGAUGUUCGUAAGCAAGAAGAUGCAAAAAGAGUUGUUGAAUCAACUUUUGAGCAUUUUGGGAGACUUGACAUUCUUGUCAACUCUGCAGCUGGAAAUUUCCUUGUUUCACCAGAAGAUUUGUCCCCAAAUGGAUUUCGAACAGUUCUUGACAUUGAUUCAGUUGGUACAUUCACAAUGUGCCAUGAGGCACUAAAGUAUCUAAAGAAAGAUGGACCGGGAAGGAGCUCAUCGAGCGGUGGAUUGAUAUUGAACAUCAGUGCUACUUUACACUAUACAGCAGCUUGGUAUCAAAUCCAUGUUGCAGCAGCCAAGGCAGCUGUUGAUGCUACAACAAGAAACUUGGCAUUAGAAUGGGGAACUGAUUAUGAUAUUAGGGUGAACGGGAUUGGACCCGGUCCUAUUGGGGAUACUCCCGGAUUGAGUAAACUUGUACCCGAUGAGAUAAAAAACAAAACUAGAGAGUACAUGCCGUUGUAUAAAGUAGGAGAGAAAUGGGAUAUUGCUAUGGCUGCUGUUUAUCUUGCUUCGGAUGCAGGUAAAUACAUAAAUGGAACUACACUUGUUGUUGAUGGAGGACUUUGGCUGAGCCGCCCUCGGCAUCUAGCUAAGGAGGCAGUUAGACAGAUUUCAAGGACUGUGGAGAAGAGGUCUAGGGAUGCACCAUUAGUCCCAAGGAGCAAGAUAUAAACCCAACUAUAGUGAAGAUUAGAUGUGAUGAUUAUUUUUGGGUGAAAUAAAUCCAAUAAUACUAUGCAAAACUUUGAAUUAUGUAAUAACUUAACUCAAACAUGGUGAUGAAUGUCGCCCAAUAAAUUACUUAGUGGUUUUCGGUUAGUCUCUGUGUCCUCCUUUCUUGUGUAAGCUCGUCGCCUUUUUUGUUGACUUCACUUCCUCAAUCCAUUGGUACAAUUGUUGUUUCUCUUGAUGAAUUCUAUUGAAAAAGUAAUGGUUGGUUCCCAAAA